This is a messenger RNA of Eremomyces bilateralis CBS 781.70, 1425 nucleotides long. RefSeq lists its product as uncharacterized. The coding region runs from base 283 to 1425 and encodes 380 amino acids. The record is from RefSeq and is a predicted model, not a curated record. The transcript has a single exon. NCBI's taxonomy places the organism in Eukaryota, Fungi, Ascomycota, Dothideomycetes, Eremomycetales, Eremomycetaceae.
CGAUUUCACAACUCCACCUGUAGUUCAGCUUUCCAUGUCGACGUCACGAGGCUAUCACUACUGCUCGAACAUGUAGUAUAUAAAGUACGGUAGGUAUUGGUGAGGGUAACAUAUCAUUUUCCUUUCAUUCCUUCAAUCCAACUCAAUCCUCGCAUUUCCUUCCGUCCACGCCGUCUACCUUUCCCUUCCAAGUCGACAAGUCUCAACCCUCCCGUUCAAAUUGACCCCUAUCACUCCCUCCUCCCAGCUGUCAAAGACUCUUCUCCCCUACAUCCACCCACCAUGUCCCACCCCCCCGAAUUCCACCUCACCUUCCUCGGCGACGUCAUGCUCGGCCGCCUCAUCGACCAACUCCUCCCGCACCCCCUCCCCCCUUCCCCCUCCACCCUCCCAAUCUCCACUGCCAUCACCCGCUCCCCCUCCCUCACCCCCUACCCCCUCACCGCCCCUUUCUCCACCACCCUCCCCCUCCUCCUCUCCUCUGCCCUCCUCCUGCUCAACCUGGAAACCGCCGCAACCACCCACCCUGUCCCCUGGCCCUCCAAAACCUUCGCCUACCGCACCCACCCCGCCCACAUCGCCGCCCUCGCUGCCGCACACGUCGACUACGCCGGCCUCGCGAACAACCACGUGCUCGAUUUCCGCGAACCAGGGCUGCGCGAGACAAUCGCCGCCGUCGAGGGCACGGGAAUAUCGUAUGCGGGCGCGCGGCAAUCCGUGGAGGAAGAAUGGACGCCGGCGGUGUUGCGGGUGCCGAGAGAAGAGGGGAGUGAGGGAGGGGACGGGCCGUUUUUCGUGCAUGUUUGGGCGGCGACGGACCACCCGAGCGAGUGGGAAGACACGGGGCUGGUGCAUAUGAUCGACUACACGGCCGCCACUCGCGCACGACUCAAAGCGCUGCUCACCGCCCCGCGGGCGGAUGCCCCCCCGCCGGACCUCGUCGUGUUCUCGGUGCAUUGGGGGCCAAAUUACCGGUGGACGCCGGCGGCGGAGGUGCGGGGCCUGGCGCGGUUUCUGAUCGACGAGUGUGGCGUGGACGUGGUGCACGGGCACUCGAGCCACCAUGUACAGGGCGUGAAGGUGUAUAAGCGGAGAUUGGUGCUGUUUGGCUGUGGGGACUUCGUGGAUGAUUAUGCGGUGGAUGGGGGGUGGAGGAAUGAUUUGGGGGCGGUGUGGAGGGUGGUGGUGGAGGGGAGUAAAGAAGAUAAGGGGAGGGAGGGUAGGGGGAAGGGGCUCGUGGUCAAGAAGCUGGAGGUGUUCCCGACGGCGAUUCGGAGGUUCAGGGCGGAGCGGUUGGGGCCGGAGGAGGCGGAUCAUGAGUGGGUGACGGAGAAGAUACGGGGGUUGAGUGGGGAAUUGGGGACGACGGUGGAGGAGGGGACGGGGGAGGAGGGACAGUUGGUGGUGAAUGUAAAUGAGGCAUAG